AUGACUAAUCUCGACGUCAACUGCUUUGCCAGCGGCGGUUGCACGUGCUACUCCAUCUGGAUCGGCCUCGCCGUCAUCGUCGUGCUGUGCGUCGCGUCGUGGUUCUUUUCGCCAAAGGGUGAGAAUCAAGUCCUCUGGCGAUCCUCCCUCAUGCUCGCCAUCAUCAGCUGCUACCUCAUGUGGCUCAUCACCUUUCUUGCUCAACUACACCCGCUCAUUGCGCCACGCCGAAGCGACCUCCGGGAGCAGUACCUUGAAUAG
Emericellopsis cladophorae is the source of this 261-nucleotide messenger RNA. Its product is annotated as V-type H+-transporting ATPase subunit e. The transcript has 3 exons. Bases 1 to 261 code for a protein of 86 amino acids. The record is from RefSeq and is a predicted model, not a curated record. Lineage: Eukaryota; Fungi; Ascomycota; Sordariomycetes; Hypocreales; Bionectriaceae. Gene Ontology annotation, molecular function: proton-transporting ATPase activity, rotational mechanism. Gene Ontology annotation, cellular component: vacuolar proton-transporting V-type ATPase, V0 domain. Gene Ontology annotation, biological process: proton transmembrane transport; vacuolar acidification.